Lutra lutra (Eurasian river otter) is the source of this 3947-nucleotide messenger RNA. It is a transcript of the gene ABCD2, whose product is annotated as ATP binding cassette subfamily D member 2. Gene Ontology annotation, molecular function: ATP hydrolysis activity; ABC-type transporter activity; long-chain fatty acid transmembrane transporter activity. Gene Ontology annotation, biological process: very long-chain fatty acid catabolic process; peroxisome organization; fatty acid beta-oxidation. The coding region runs from base 472 to 2700 and encodes 742 amino acids. The record is from RefSeq and is a predicted model, not a curated record. Lineage: Eukaryota; Metazoa; Chordata; Mammalia; Carnivora; Mustelidae. Gene Ontology annotation, cellular component: peroxisomal membrane. The transcript is spliced from 11 exons.
GGAGACAGUGGCCGGAUAGGGCCGCAAGGGACGCUGUGGGAAAGCAGCCAGUCCGCACAAGCGAAGAGGAAUCAGCAGUUUUAACCGCUCAGGCAAGGGAAGCCUAAGUAAAUGAAGUUUCGGACUGUGGCCACAGGGUUCAAAGGGAGGCAGCGAGGAUUCCAAGGUCCCACCGCUCCCCCAGCCAAUGAGGAGCCUGAGAGGGAGGAGCCUGGGGUGGCUUGGUGCAGCUUGGUGCAGCUUGAGCUUCUGAGGGAUUCAUCCCCAUAGAUGCCGUGGAGUCUGAGCUCUCCUGCAUCUGUCACAGCAAAGCAACAUUAAAAACAAAAACACAAAACAAAAAACAGAAGAGGAGAAAUGCUGCAGACUAUGGAACGCUAUAGGACUUUCUGAAACAUUUGCCGGGGACUCCCGUGGAGCAUGAUCUUUUAAAACCAAUUCUUUUCGAAGCCUGUUUGGGUAACUGGGAAAAUGACAAAUAUGCUAAAUGCAGCAGCUGAUCGGGUGAAAUGGACCAGAUCGAGUGCUGCUAAAAGGGCUGCCUGCCUGGUGGCUGCGGCAUAUGCUCUGAAAACACUCUACCCCAUCAUUGGCAAGCGUUUAAAGCAAUCUGGCCACAGGAAGAAAAAAGAAGCAGUUUAUCCGGCUGCAGAGAACAGAGAAAUACUGCAUUGCACCGAGAACACUUGUAAAAAACCUUGUCCUGGAGUUAACGCAGAUUUUUUCAAACAGCUCCUGGAACUUCGGAAAAUUCUCUUUCCAAAACUUGUGACCACUGAAACAGGCUGGCUCUGCCUCCACUCGGUAGCUCUAAUCUCAAGAACCUUUCUGUCUAUCUAUGUGGCUGGUCUGGAUGGAAAAAUCGUGAAAAGCAUUGUGGAAAAGAAGCCUCGGACUUUCAUCAUCAAAUUAAUCAAGUGGCUUAUGAUUGCCAUCCCUGCCACCUUUGUUAACAGUGCAAUCAGGUACCUGGAGUGCAAACUGGCUUUGGCCUUCAGAACUCGCCUGGUAGACCAUGCCUAUGAAACCUAUUUUACAAAUCAGACUUAUUAUAAAGUGAUCAAUAUGGAUGGAAGGCUGGCAAACCCUGACCAGUCUCUUACUGAGGAUAUUAUGAUGUUCUCCCAGUCUGUGGCUCACUUAUAUUCCAAUCUGACCAAGCCUAUUUUAGAUGUAAUCCUGACCUCCUAUACGCUCAUCCAGACGGCUACAUCCCGAGGAGCGAGUCCUAUCGGGCCCACUCUAUUAGCAGGACUUGUGGUAUAUGCCACGGCUAAAGUUUUGAAAGCCUGCUCUCCCAAAUUUGGUAAAUUGGUGGCCGAAGAAGCUCACAGAAAAGGCUAUUUGCGGUAUGUGCACUCCAGAAUUAUAGCCAAUGUCGAAGAAAUUGCCUUUUACAGAGGACAUAAGGUAGAAAUGAAGCAACUCCAGAAAAGUUACAAAGCUUUAGCAGAUCAGAUGAACCUCAUUUUAUCCAAACGUUUGUGGUACAUCAUGAUAGAGCAAUUCUUGAUGAAGUAUGUUUGGAGCAGCAGUGGACUAAUUAUGGUGGCUGUACCUAUUAUCACUGCAACUGGCUUUGCAGAUGGUGAUCUAGAGGAUGGCCAAAAACAAGCUAUGGUUAGUGAACGGACAGAAGCCUUUACCACUGCUCGAAAUUUAUUGGCCUCUGGAGCCGAUGCUAUUGAAAGGAUUAUGUCUUCAUACAAAGAGAUCACCGAAUUAGCAGGCUAUACUGCUCGAGUAUACAAUAUGUUUUGGGUCUUCGAUGAAGUGAAAAGAGGCAUUUAUAAGAGAGCUGUUGUCAUGCAAGAGUCUGAAAGCCACAGCAAGAAUGAAGCUAACAUAGAAGUACCCCUCAGUGACACGCUGGAGAUCAAAGGAAGAGUUAUUGAUGUGGAUCAUGGAAUUAUUUGUGAAAAUGUUCCCAUAAUUACACCAACGGGAGAAGUGGUGGCUUCCAGGCUAAACUUCAAAGUACAAGAAGGAAUGCAUCUUUUGAUAACUGGUCCUAAUGGUUGUGGGAAAAGUUCUCUCUUCAGAAUUUUAAGCGGGCUCUGGCCUGUGUAUGAAGGAGUCCUCUAUAAGCCACCUCCCCAACAUAUGUUCUAUAUUCCACAAAGGCCAUACAUGUCUCUUGGAAGUCUUCGCGAUCAAGUCAUCUAUCCUGAUUCCGUGGAUGACAUGCAUGAUAAAGGCUAUACAGACCAUGAUCUGGAAUGCAUUCUACACAAUGUCCACCUCUAUCACAUAGUUCAAAGAGAAGGAGGAUGGGAUGCUGUUAUGGACUGGAAAGAUGUUCUGUCUGGAGGGGAAAAGCAAAGAAUGGGCAUGGCUCGCAUGUUUUAUCAUAGACCAAAAUAUGCAUUGCUGGAUGAAUGUACCAGUGCUGUCAGCAUUGAUGUCGAAGGAAAGAUAUUUCAGGCUGCAAAAGGCGCUGGGAUUUCCUUACUAUCUAUAACACACAGGCCUUCUCUGUGGAAAUACCACACUCAUUUAUUACAGUUUGAUGGCGAAGGAGGUUGGCGCUUUGAACAAUUGGAUACUGCUAUCCGCUUAACACUGACUGAAGAAAAACAAAGGCUAGAAUCUCAGCUAGCUGGAAUUCCCAAAAUGCAGCAGAGACUCAAUGAACUAUGUAAAAUUUUGGGAGAAGACUCAGUGCUGAAAACAGUAAAAGACAAAGAUGAGACAUCCUAAUUUGUUUUGACAUGUUUUAAAAGUUAAUUUUUAGCUAAAGACUCAGUCUGUUACAGUGCAUGCAUUGUGUUUAAGCUAAGCUCAGAGAAAAAAGAGGAAGUAAGAAAUGUUUUAUAAAACUUUAGCAUCAAGGAAAUAUAUGAUCUGACUUUUCAGAAGAAAAUAAACAAAUGCAUUAUGUGAGAUUAGUCAUUUUGGCUUAUACUAAUUCCUAGCAAAAGUCUAAUUCACCCCGUCAAACAGGAUUUUCCGGGUGAAUUUAUGAAGAAUACCAGAUUUACUAUGUGUAUGUGAUGUGUCUGAGGUGCUUAACAAACAUGGGAGAUAUCUUGAGAAUGGAACAACUUAAGAACAGCAUAUGGUUUGAAACAAGGUGCAUAAAAUUAGAAGUUUGAGUAAUGUUUCAGUCCAUUUGUGAUUAUUAGUUUAAUAGGUAGAAUUCAUGUUCAUCAUUACUCGCCAACUAAACCCUGUAUACAAAAUAGCUGACAGUCUGAUAAAUAAUUUCAAUAUGAAAAAAUUAUUUAAUGGCAGUGGUUGAAAGAAAGAAGCAUGGCUCUACAUGUAUAAAAUGUCAUAUUCUUAAAUUUUAGAUUUUGAGCAUCUUACUAUGGGCACAUAACAAAUUAGUUUUAAAGAGAACCUUACAUAUUUGCUAAUAAACUCGUUCAUUUUAAGAAGAGAAUUGCCAAUACAGAAAAGGAAUAUCCCAACAAUGUGUGUCUUAGCCUGUUACUUUGCUCAGCAGCAUUAUCUACUGCAACUUCUGUCCAGAAAUACUCAGCUUGGUUUUGUUCUAAAAGGAGGAAUCCAUCACAUUUUUAAAUAGCAGUGCUAUAAUAAAAUAUAGAGAUUCUCAAAAUCACAGUAGUAAUAAAAUGCAAUGAAAUAACACUUUAUAAUUUACAUAUCCUUGUUUAUAUCAUUUCAUUUUAAUUCUUGUGGCAAUGUUUGAGGCAACUAUUAUGUACCUCGUUCACUUUUGAGAAAAUUAACACUCAGACUUGCCUUUAUUAUGCAAUUUAUUUAGGGAAGAUCCAAGAUCAAAUGAAGUUCUGAUUCCUUAUCCAGUUCUAUUUCCACUUUCCACUAUCAUCCUUGAAAUCUAACUGGGCUAUAAUAUCAAUAAAACUUAGAUGAGAUGUUGAAAAAAAAUAAAUUUGGUAAUGUUAGUGGUAUUAUUAUUUGGUUACAAGGUGUGGAAAUUAAAUACAAAGUGGAAAGAAAGGUCAUUGGGCUGUGAUUUA